UCGGGUACAUGUAUUGAUGUAGUACGAGCAGGAGUCCAUAUAUUUAAGACAGGGCAUCCAAUGAUGCGUAUCUGAUACAUGUAUCAUGAUAUCCAAGCAGCGAACAAGGAUCAUUAUGCUAACCACAAAGGAUAUGAAUCUUGGACCAAUGCCUUUCAUUGAUUGUACUUUCUUUAGACCUUGUUUUAUUCUUUCUUUUAUUUUACCUGUAUGAUCAAAUUAUCCUUCUAUUGAAAAUCUAUUAAAAAAAAGUUUAUCAAAAAAAGAAAAUCUAUAAAAAAAAUGAGAAAUCCUUCCUGGUUCCCUACAAGAAACCAUGUGUAUCUUCGCUGCACAAAUUCAUGAUUAUACAUUUAGUUCACAUCCACAUCAUCUGAGAUUGAGAUAAAUGAUGCAUAUCCACUACUCCAACUCGAAGAGAAGGAUCUCAUUGUUGUGAUGAAGGAGAUUAAAUGAUGCAUAUCCUACAUGUACUGAUACAGUAUGAGUGGGAGGAGUCUAUCUAUUUAAGACAUGACAUCCAAGCCAAGGAUCAUUGUGCUAAUCCAACCAGACAUUAGCCAUGUCCAGUGUAUACGCUUGCACGUUGUCCUUCUUCCUUGCCGUGCUAAAUCCGGUGAUCCUCGCCCUUGGUGCCGCCGGAAGCAGCGGUGAGGCCGGAUUCAGCCUGCCCCUCGUGCCCCAUUACCGCACUGCAGCAGGCGUACUUGACGAGCUCCUGCUGGAAGGUGAUGCCGAGGGCGGCAUGAACAUCACGUCCAUACGCCCCAAGAUGAUCCCAUAUUCGGGGGCCAUAUACAGUGUCCGUGUCGGCAUUGGCAGCGGCGAAACCCAGCACUUCUACAAGCUCGCGCUCGAUCUCGUCCACCCCCUAACGUGGAUGAGGUGCCAACCAUGCAUACCGGAGAAGAAGCAGGAUGGCUCCGUCUUCAACACUGCCGUCUCCCCUCAUUACCACUUCAUUGCGUCCACAGAUCCUCGUUGCACGGCUCCGCACAAGCGCGCCGGCCAGGGGCAGGGCCGGUGCACCUUCGAAAUCAAGUUCCAGUACGAGCGCUCAAGAGCGCACGGCCUCCUUAGCACCGACGACUUUGUCUUCGACGGCAGCGGCCCCGGCAGCCCCAUCAGCGGUGUGGGCGGCCUUGUCUUCGGCUGCGCGCACACCACGCACAACUUCAUUAACCACGACAUCUGGGCCGGCGUCAUGAGCCUCAACAGGCACCCGACCUCCUUCAUCCGGCAGCUCUCGGACCGCGGCCUCGCCGCCUCGUGCUUCUCGUAUUGCCUCGUUGGCAGGGAGCACGACAACCAGCGUGGCUUCCUCCGGUUCGGCGCCGACAUCCCGGACCAGUCGCACACACGGAGCACAAAGCUGCUGCACGGAGAACUCGCCCAAGGAGGAGGCAUGUACUACGUCCGCCUCGACGGCAUCAGCCUGGGCGGGCGAAGGCUCACGGCGAUCACGCCGGCGAUGUUCGAACGCAACCCGCACAGCCUCCACGGCGGGUGCAUCCUCGACAUUGGGACGGCGGACACCUUGUUGACUCCAGACGCGUACCGUGUCCUGGUGGCCGAGGUCGUGGCGCACAUGCACUGCCGCGGGGUGCACCGCGCGACUGUGCCGGGGGUGCAGAAGCUGAAACUCUGCUUCCACGGGACGUGGCAGAGUAUCCGCGCGCACUUACCGAGCAUGACGCUCCACUUCAACCCGGAAUCAGCCGUGCUCUAUAUCAAGCCGGAGCUGCUGUUCGUGGCGGUGACGCACGAACAUACCAAAAACACUGUAUCUCGAAAAGUUUCUGCUUCCAGGUUUACCCAUUUGUGUGAAAGUGACUUCUUGAUCAGUUGGAUGGCGACGUGCAUUAUUUUGGUAGAUUACCGUGUAGAAUCGCGCGGUGGCCGUAGGCCUUCGAUGAAAAUUUGUUAACUGAUUCGCAUUUUUCCGUGUGCA
Aegilops tauschii subsp. strangulata is the source of this 1951-nucleotide messenger RNA. Its product is annotated as protein ASPARTIC PROTEASE IN GUARD CELL 1-like. Gene Ontology annotation, cellular component: extracellular region. NCBI's taxonomy places the organism in Eukaryota, Viridiplantae, Streptophyta, Magnoliopsida, Poales, Poaceae. The record is from RefSeq and is a predicted model, not a curated record.